AUGGAUGUCGCUGCCGCUCUCCAGCACUAUGUCUCCAAGAUCGCUGGUACGGGCGAGGGCGCUGCGGCCUCUCAGUCCUCCAAGAUGAAAAUCCUCCUCCUUGAUAGCGACACCGUUUCAAUAGUGUCGACCGCCAUCACCCAAUCAGCCCUGCUCAAACACGAAGUCUUCCUUAUCGAUCGUCUUGACAAUGCCGCGAGAGAACGGAUGCGGCACCUGCGAUGCUUGUGCUUCGUCCGACCAUCACCUGAUUCGGUACAGUUCCUGAUUGACGAAUUGCGAGAGCCCAAGUACGGAGAGUACAAUAUAUACUUCAGCAAUAUCAUACGGAAGUCGAGUCUCGAGAGAUUGGCAGAAGCGGAUGACCAUGAGGUCGUCAAGGCGGUGCAGGAGUAUUUUGCGGACUACAUUGUGAUCAACCCAGAUCUCAUGUCGUUGAAUCUGGGCUUUCCUAAACAUCGGUUAUGGAGCCAUAGCCCAGAUUUGUGGAAUACAGACGCAUUGCAGCGGACAACAGAGGGUGUGAUAGCACUAUUGCUAUCGCUGAAGAAGAACCCGCUUAUCCGCUACGAGAAGAAUAGUCGCAUGGCUCACAAGCUGGCCACCGAGGUGCGGUAUCAGAUUACACAGGAGGAACAGCUGUUCGACUUUCGCAAGACAGACACCCCAGCCAUUCUCCUCAUUAUGGACCGAAGAGACGAUCCGAUCACUCCGCUACUGUCGCAGUGGACGUACCAAGCACAAGUGCAUGAGCUGCUCGGCAUUCACAACGGCCGAGUUGACCUCAGUGCCGUGCCAGACAUUAGGCCUGAACUCAAGGAGAUCGUCCUCUCCCAAGAUCAGGACCCCUUCUUCAAAAAGAACAUGUACCAAAAUUUCGGCGAUCUGGGCGGCAAUAUCAAAGAAUAUGUCGAACAAUACCAGUCCCGCACCAAGUCCAACGCCCAGAUCGAAUCCAUAGCCGACAUGAAACGCUUCGUCGAGGAUUAUCCGGAGUUCCGCAAACUGUCUGGUAAUGUCUCUAAGCACGUUGCGUUGGUGUCAGAGCUCUCCCGCCGAGUUGCGGCUGACCAUCUACUCGAUGUUUCGGAACUCGAGCAGUCACUCGUCUGCAACGACAACCAUUCGGCCGACCUACGUACGCUCCAGAGCCACAUCCAAAAUCCUGCGGUGCCUGCCGACAACAAGAUCCGCCUCGUGGCCCUGUACGCGAUUCGUCACGAGCGCAACCCCAAUAAUGCGCUCCCCGUGCUCCUCGACCUGCUCACCACCGUUGCCGGUAUAUCCUCCCACAAACUGGCCAUCAUCCCGCAGGUCCUCGCAUAUCACCACUCGCUGCAGCCCGCUCCGGUAGCGGGCGGCUUCACCGACCUCUUCGACUCGGCCGCCUCACCAUUCAGUCAGUUCCGGCGCAACCUAAAUCUCAAGGGUGUGGAGAACGUGUACACGCAGCACUCGCCACGUCUCGAGACCACACUGCAGAACCUCAUCAAGGGCCGGCUGAAAGAAAUCCAGUACCCUUUCCUCGAGGGCCACACACGAGACAAGCCGCAAGAUAUCGUGGUAUUCAUGGUUGGAGGCGUGACGUACGAAGAAGCCAAGAUGGUGGCACAGGUCAACGCAAGCGUACCGGGCGUCCGCGUCGUGCUUGGCGGGACGGGCGUGCACAACAGUGAGACCUUUUUGGCUGAAGUGGGUGACGCAGUGGGUAGCUGGCCGGAUACAGCGCCGACGACCGCAGGCCAGCGCUUGGGUAGGGCCGUGGGUAGGUAA
Cyphellophora europaea CBS 101466 is the source of this 1773-nucleotide messenger RNA. RefSeq lists its product as uncharacterized. NCBI's taxonomy places the organism in Eukaryota, Fungi, Ascomycota, Eurotiomycetes, Chaetothyriales, Cyphellophoraceae. The record is from RefSeq and is a predicted model, not a curated record. Gene Ontology annotation, biological process: vesicle-mediated transport; intracellular protein transport. The coding region runs from base 1 to 1773 and encodes 590 amino acids. Gene Ontology annotation, cellular component: Golgi membrane. The transcript has a single exon.